UCGACAGUCGAUGCGGAUGCUGCACAGAGUGCGAUUGACGCGAACAGCGGUGAGCGUAAAGCUCGAGGUUGUACCUUCAGGGAGCAGUCUGCCUCCCUUUCGUCGCGAACGACGAUUAUUCUGCUGGCCCUUAACCUUAACGACGGUCACGAUCCGAAUGGCGGACCUAACCAUCUACGGAAACGGAAGUGUAACUAGAUUUGCGAGAUAGCCGAUCUUCGCGAAGUUGGUAACGGAUGCGUAACGACGUGAAAUUGGACAUGUUUCAACGGAACAAAUGUUUAGUGAAACAAUCGACGUUGAUUUGUUGGUUCUACAGAGAUGAGGUGUGCUGUUUUGUAUCAGUAGGGUGAUUUCAAUCUUUUCGCCGGCGCUUAUCGAUGAUAUUGUUUGUCGUCUUUGUCUGGCACCGUUUUGUGUCACGUGUUGCGAAAAAUGUCGGCAAUGUAACUGACAAGACCUGAUUUUGCAAACACAAUGUCAAAAUCGAACAAAUUGAUCUUUCUUUUUUAUAUAUCUACUGUUAUCUUCACAACCGCUUUAACUGCGGAUUCUUCACUUUCCAUCUGCGAAGUACCUGAUAAAACCUUAAGCAUUGUAUACAAUCUGACAAGAUUGUCAUCAAACAAAGAAGAUAUUGUUAUCAAACCUGAUUUUCGCAAUGAUUCGAUACGCAUGCAACUAUGCACUCCGUUAAUAAAAAAAUGUAACAACCAGGACGGAUAUGCAAUUUGUGUAGUCACCAACAAUACAGAAAGGGGAAUAGGAAAAUUUCCUCCUCUUGUAACAACAGAAAAUGGAAGACCAUCCUUCACAUUCACUGGCGGUGCUUGUACGUUUGAAAGAAACUCUAGAGUUGUUAUUUCUAUAAUGUGUGAUUAUAGUGCGGGAAUAGGUCAGCCUAAACUAGUGACUCCACGUAAGGGGGAGAUUUGUGAUGUAUUUAUGGUGUGGAGAACUUCGUUAAUUUGUGGGCCUAGAAAACAAGUAAAUUGCACAGUUGUUGAGAACGGCCAGCUUUAUGAUCUGAGUCCUUUGACAAGAUUUUCAGAAAAUUAUGUGAUUCAUGUUAGGCCUGAUAUCACAUCACCCUUGAUAGAACUCAAUGUCUGUCACUCGGUAAUACCUAGACAAGGAUCCACAUGUUUUAGGUCAGGAGCCUGCAUGACUCGUGGUUCUGAAGAACAUACAAAUUUGGAUUUGGGAGAGGUAGAAGAUGGUCCAUUCUUUGGGGAUGGACGUAACUUGAUAGUAGGAUAUCCACGGUUUAUGUCCGUUCUUAAAAACGGACAUAACUUGAUGAUAGAAUAUCCAAAUGGUGCACUGUGUACACAAAGAAAUAUUACUACUCCCCAUGUGAAAACAACCAUCAUAUUCAUAUGUAACCUGGAAGCUACGGAAACUAUCCCACAAUAUGUCGGAGGAAAGGAAAGUUGUCAUUAUAAAAUAAUAUGGACUACUGCUGCAGCUUGCAGCGUUCAGUCCUUACGUGACUACAGUGCCAAAAAGUCGGGCAAAUGCGUUGUCAUAAAUCCAAUCACGAAUUUUACAUAUAAUCUAAGUUCGUUGAUAAACGAAGUUUUCACCGUCACCAAUGCAAAUGGCGUGCAAUACAAAUUCAGUGUAUGCGGAAACCUUCCGGAUGACGUAUGCGGAAUUAGAACAGGAGCAUGCAAAUUAACAAAUAGGUCAUCGUUAGGGCAAGCUAACACAAAUCUAAUGUGGCAGCAAGGUGGUCCUUAUUUAAAUUAUUCUGAUGGUAGCCUGUGCGAGAACGGGAUGCGUCACCACACAAUUAUCGGAUUUUUCUGCGGACCAGAAGGAUCGUUCAAACAUCCGCUGCUCAUGGAGGACUAUCCAUGCCAGACUGUCAUACACUGGGACACAAGACUGGUUUGUGAGAAAAGAAUUAAAUGCGCUACCAAUAAUUACGAUGAGAUUAGCUUAACUCCUCUUAUACGAUCUAUAGAUAAUUAUGUUGUGAAAGCCAACGGUAGCGAGUUCCACAUAAAUAUUUGCCGACCAUUAGUUCCCAAGCGAGGUCUGACGUGCGCGCACGGCAGUGCCGCUUGCAAAGUUUCGGUAAAUUCGAACAAGGAAUAUGUCAAUGAAAUCAGUUUGGGAUUUCCCGAAGACAGUCCUACGUUAAACAGAGACUUUCAAACGGUGUUGCGUUACACCGGUGGAUCGAAGUGUUCGGAGAAUCCAACUCAAUUGAUCUCUUCCAACUUCACGUUUGUUUGUGAUAAUAACAAUCAGGAACUACCGAUAUUUAAACAAUAUAUCGACUGUACAUAUGUCUUCGAAUGGCGCACUAGUAUAGCAUGCGGUGCUGUAAUGGGAAGUUGGACGUCACCGUGCACCAUCAAGGAUGGUUUUCUGUCGGAUGAAUACGAUCUCUCGCUGUUGUAUAACGAGCAGCAGAUAUAUUAUGUUGAAGGUAAACAAGGCAAAAGAUACGGUAUAAGCAUUUGUGGCGGAGACAAGUAUUGCAAUGGUUCGGCCGUUUGUCACGAGGGCAAUGGCUACGGUUCUUUAAGCAAUGUGAUUUUCGAUUACAGCCGUGACGAUGCGAAACUUAAAUAUUCAAAUGGCAGUAAAUGCAACAACAAUUCUUACACGUCUGAGGUGAGAUUUAUAUGUAAUGAAUCCAUAAGCAUUGGCGCGCCGAAAUUACAAUUGGAGUCUCAGUGCAGCGCGGAAUUCGAAUGGCACACCGAGGUGGUCUGCGCGAAACACGCCAGUUCUCAGAGCGCGAGUUCUCAAGCGGAAGCGUCUUCCGAAGAGGAUUUCUUCGACGAACUUUCGCCUAGAAAUCUUGGAACGAUUGCCGCGGUAUCUACUCUUGUAAUAAUCAUAAUUGUGUUGAUAAUCGCUUUAAUCCAUUUCCGUAAUGCGGAGAAAAGUUGGUUCAGCUUCAGAAGAAACGUGGGCCGCGUUCAAUAUUGCCGAGUCGAUACCAACGAGGAAGCCAGGCUGUUGCUCGAUGCUAUAGAUUCGACGCAAUGUGUGUCGGAUAGUGAUGAUGAUCUUUUACAUAUAUAAUUGUUAUAUGUUAUUAUUUCUUUAACGUGAUAAAUUAUUGUGGAAAAAAAAAUAAAUCAAUUAAAUCAAACGUUGACAAGUUUUGCGUUACUUUGUUGUUUUUGAGAGAUUUUAUAUCAAAAUGGUAAAAAGCUGGGAAAAAUCAUUAUUUAAUUGUGUGUUUGAAAGAACUUCUCUCUGGUGCGAAAACAAAAAGUUCCACGGUGUAGAUAAGAAAAAUAAACUUCUAACGAUUAAUAACAUAAGAGAAACAAUAUUAUAUAUUAAAGAGUUUUAUAUAUAUAUAUAUAAACUUAAUAUAUAUAUUAUCGGUAAUUAACUCUUAUGUUAGUUUGUUUCGGACAUACAUUUCACACGCGGGAAAUGGAUCCGUAAUAUCUUAAGAUAUAUCUGUGCAUAACAAGUACUUUGGUCGCAACUUAUACAGCUUCAUUACGUUAUUUCGUCAGAUAUUUAAAAGUAUUGCAUAAAAUAAUUUUGUCUUCGAUAACAAAUUUAUAAUUACAAAUAUUCACGAAGCAGAAAGUAAAACGAGAAGAACGCGAAUUG
Pseudomyrmex gracilis is the source of this 3594-nucleotide messenger RNA. It is a transcript of the gene Lerp, whose product is annotated as cation-independent mannose-6-phosphate receptor. Gene Ontology annotation, molecular function: D-mannose binding; signaling receptor activity. Bases 478 to 3045 code for a protein of 855 amino acids. Gene Ontology annotation, biological process: lysosomal transport. The record is from RefSeq and is a predicted model, not a curated record. The transcript has 18 exons. NCBI's taxonomy places the organism in Eukaryota, Metazoa, Arthropoda, Insecta, Hymenoptera, Formicidae.